This is a messenger RNA of Branchiostoma belcheri (Belcher's lancelet), 1959 nucleotides long. RefSeq lists its product as uncharacterized. The coding region runs from base 1 to 1959 and encodes 652 amino acids. The transcript is spliced from 3 exons. The record is from RefSeq and is a predicted model, not a curated record. Gene Ontology annotation, biological process: proteasome-mediated ubiquitin-dependent protein catabolic process; negative regulation of translation; protein polyubiquitination. NCBI's taxonomy places the organism in Eukaryota, Metazoa, Chordata, Leptocardii, Amphioxiformes, Branchiostomatidae. Gene Ontology annotation, molecular function: ubiquitin protein ligase activity; protein binding; translation repressor activity.
AUGGCGGAAGUAAGCCUGCGGACCGGAAGUGGGAACCCUGCUUGCGGUGAUGACGUUCCGUGCUCACCUGUCAAUCAUGAGACGUCGGACGUUGGUUACGAACACAACGUACCUGACAAGAGCGCAAAGAACCCGAAUCCUAUGUAUAAACAACAAAGCAACUUUGAGGCAGAAGGCGUUUGUAAUCCGAAUCCGAUGUACCUGCGACAAGCUCCGAUGUCAACACCAAACGUUCGUGCUGAAGCCACUGAAGGCAAUCCCUGCAUUCGCCCAUGUACAUCUACACAGCAGGAUGAAAACAACGUACCGGACAAGACCGCUAGGAACCCGAAUCCUAUGUACAAGCAUAGCAGCAUGAACUCCGAUAGGGUUGAGGCAGAAAGCAUCCGGAACCCGAAUACCAUGUACCCACAACAAGUCCCGAUGUCCACGCCAAACGUUCACGCUGAAGCCACUGAAGUCAAUCCUUGCAUCCAACCAUGUGCAUCUACGUCUACACAACAGAAAGCAGUUAAACCCUCUUGCAGACUAUCAAAUACCUGCACCGAGCCACGUGCUACCACAUGCCAUGAUGAUGAUGGUGUUGAUGAUGAUGUAAAAGAUGCUGUUGCUGAUCCCAUGGGACAGACAGCUGAUGCUUUGGUCGAGGAUUCCGAUAUUGAACCAUAUGCUGUUGCAUACAUGGACCAACAUGGCGUGGUCUUUGAGAAAAAUUCAAGUCAGGCACAACCAAAACCGUCUACAAGCAUCAGUGACGAUAUCCCGAGAUGCCAUCAGUCCACAAAUGAUGAUGAUAAUGAUGAUGAUGAUGGCACAACAAAAGCUAGACAUGUUCACAAUAUGCCGCAUAUGCAUGCACAGAAUGCCGCGAUCCAGAGAUCAUCGUUAGCACAAAACGCUCUGCUUCCGAAUCCAAUGUACGGACAAAACGCCCUGAAUCCAAACCCCAUGUACGUGCCAAAUGUUCCCCAAGAAAGGGGGUGUACAUGUACAUAUCGCCGGGUGUGCGUUGCUUUAGUGGCAGCUAUCGUUCUAGUCCUGGUGACGUUCUGUGGGACCCUUGCCGGUAUAUACACGCACUUCAAUCAAAACCAAAAGAUGAGUUCUUUCAAUAGCUCUCUUGGUGAAGAAACGAGUACAAAAAUCACGUUUGGCGAAAGAGGAUCAGAGCCUGGAAAAUUCAGGGAUCCCCGCGGAGUAGCGCUGUCUUCUGACGAGAUAUUCGUGUCUGAUAUGAAGAACAAACGAGUUCAAGUCUUCAGCAUGGCUGGAGAGUUUCUCCGCCUCUUUUCUACGGUAUUGCCCGGUGCAGUUGGAGAUGACAUCUUACCGGGCGAUGUCGCUAUUGACGGUGAUGGUCUAGUGUGGGUAGUGGGGCGACAUUACAUCGGUGAAGAUGAAGUUACAUAUGUGGUACAAUACGAUAGAUAUGGUCUGCCUCUGACCAUGUUUGACGUACCGUGCUGGACUUGGUACCCAAAUAUCGCUGUUGAUCCAAACAACAACAAGAUUAUCGUGGACACCUCGGGUGAGAUGUGGAUGUUCCACACGAACGGCACGUUCGAACGGCGAUUUGGAGAAGAAGAAGACUUAGAAAUUGAAUAUGUCGCGACAAACAAAGAUGGCGGCGUCCUUGUCACGAAUAUUCGGUCCCGCGAUGUCUACUUGUACACGGGCUCUGGAAGUUUGCAGUUCAAAUUUGGAAGCCGUGGCAAGGCUGAAGGUACAUUCGGUUUUCCCCGGGGUAUCUGUACGGACAGUUCGGGUAACAUCAUCGUGGCGAACCAGGGAAACUCGCGGGUGGACAUGUUCACCAGCCGGGGGGAGUUUGUCCGCACCGGCGUUAGUAACUUCCCAAACCCGUUCGGUAUUGCUCUGGGACCGGACGGACAGUUGGCUGUAACUAAUGUAUUUAGACACAGCAUAACCAUCUUUCCGAGACGUAUGGUAUUUCCGUAA